GCUAUAGCAUCAUUCAAAGCGGAGAAGACGUGGAGGGAGACGGAGCCCCGUCGUCCACUCCAACUGCUCCUGCGGUUCCACUUGAGCUGGUUUUUGUUGCCUCCUGACUUGCUGACCUUCUGGCCUACUGACCUGUCCGGAACCCUCCCUUCUCCCCUCGGGACUUGCUUGACCCCCUGCUACUUUUUCCGGAGCCCCCUUCUACUCCUCCCAGGAGGCCACACCUCCUUCCUGCCACACCCCCUCCCCAAGCCCCUCCCCAAUUCCAAAUCCAACCUCUCUCCACCCCUCCCCACACCUCCCACCCUACCUCUUAGCGGGCAACCUCAGAGCCCCUGAGAGGACCAGGGUAUGGAGGUGAAGAGACUGCUCUUCUGGAUCCUCCUACUCAGGUCUCCGCUUUACCCAAAGAUGCAUCUGGUGCAUAUUCUGCCUGACCAUUUCCAUCUUGGGCCUGAUGCUUAUGAAAUUCUUUGGAAGCUUACCAUGAUUACUGCCUCCUUGGGAAUUUCUGCAUUUGUUGUUUUCUUCUGGAGGACUAUCCUUGCUGUAAAGCCCCCAGUAUAUCAAGUUACCUUGCAGCAAAUAUCAGCGAAAAUCAAUAAUUUUGUGAAGGAAAACAGACAACUUGCAGAAAAUAUAUCCAUUAUGGAACAGAAGAUCAAGGACUCAAAGAAACAUCUUCAAGAAACUAGGAGACAAAAUAAGAUACUCUCUCAUGAAGCACUAAAAUUUAAGGAUAACAUCAAAACAAUUGAGAGGGCUAAUGAAUAUCUGAAUGACCUCCUUCAAAGUUCUCAUGCUAGGUUGCGGUCUGUGACCAGUCAGAAUGUCAAGACACCCAACUUGAUACAGGAAAAAGAAAAUUCUGCAAAGAACAUGAAAGACGCUCUUUUAGCGAACACCUCAGCAAUUUCAGAGUUUGAAAGUGCCUUUAAUGAAGCUUGUGUCAAGGAAGUGGAAGUGAAACCUGAAGAACUGCGUGAACAGAAUAUUCAGCUCAACACUGAGAAGAAUCAGUUACAAGAUGCCAAUGCUGAAUUUAAGGAUUCAGAGCUGAGAACCUUGAGAAUCAAAAACUGUGAACUUAUAGAAGGUGAAAAGAACCUGAAAGACAUCUGUGAUGCACUGAGGUCUGUGAAAGCAGAGAAGGAAAUGGAAUUAAAAAUGCUGAAGAGAAAUGAAGCCUUCCUUAUUGAAUUCUAUGAGCAAAGAAAAAUGGCUGCAGAAGAGAAACUGAAAAAGAAGCAAUGUGAGUGGAUGGAAAGGGAGAAUCAGCUGUCCACUGCAGAGGAAAAUUUGAAAUUAGUUUCAGGAGAAGCACACAAUUACAAGCAGCAAAUUGAACGAAUGCAAGAAGAACUGCAGCAGGAGGAGAUCAGCUUCAGACACCAGAUUUCUCUUCUUGAGAAGAAGGCUCAGGACAACCGGAUCAAGGGUCGGAUUUUGGAGAGAGAGAUGGCAGAGCAGAGCAGGGAAGCCGCGUACUUGAGACACAGAUUGGCAAUCAUUGAAAAGCAGGGACUGCAAGAGAAAUACGGGGUGCCGAAACUGGUGCAAGGAAGACCUGGGACGCAGAGACCCCCCGGGAGAGAUACAGGACCUGGCAUGGCUCCCAUGACAAACAGCAAUUCUUUCCCUACUAAGGAUGUACAAAAGGGCCAGGUCAGUAUGGAUGCAAGAGGGCCCUUUCCUUUCGCAGGACCACCCAGCAUGCCCUACCCCAUGGGCUGCCCUUUAUCACCACUCAAGGGCUGUGGGCCUCUUCCACCUCCUCCACCCUGGCGUCCUCUGGGACCCCACCCAGUGCCUCCACAUCUUCCAGAUGGAGAACCAGUUUAAAUUUGAAGAGAAUCUUGAGCCAUGGCAAGCAGACUAUGGUAAUAGGAUCCUUAGAGGUGUCAGAUCUACAUUCUGGCCCGAAUGUUUCCCUGCCCCUUCCACUACUGUCUCUCCCAUUGUCAGUCCUAAUAAACCUUCCACGCUUCUA
Messenger RNA from Odocoileus virginianus texanus, 1990 nucleotides. RefSeq names its product transport and Golgi organization protein 1 homolog. Gene Ontology annotation, biological process: vesicle cargo loading; endoplasmic reticulum to Golgi vesicle-mediated transport; protein secretion. Gene Ontology annotation, cellular component: endoplasmic reticulum membrane; endoplasmic reticulum exit site. The record is from RefSeq and is a predicted model, not a curated record. NCBI's taxonomy places the organism in Eukaryota, Metazoa, Chordata, Mammalia, Artiodactyla, Cervidae.